Molecule: messenger RNA, 4973 nt
Organism: Camelus dromedarius (Arabian camel)
Lineage: Eukaryota; Metazoa; Chordata; Mammalia; Artiodactyla; Camelidae
Gene: HDHD5
Product: haloacid dehalogenase like hydrolase domain containing 5
Exons: 8
Coding region: 12-1037 (341 amino acids)
Biological process (GO): glycerophospholipid biosynthetic process
Cellular component (GO): mitochondrion
Source: RefSeq, a predicted model, not a curated record
UGGGGCGGCCCAUGGCUGCGCUUCGCGAGGCGGCGGCGCGGUGGGCGCCGGGGCUGUGGCGGCGGGCGGCGCGCGCGGCCGCGGGGCUCGGGGGCCGCCGUUUCGGGAGCGGCGGCGCUCAGGGCCCGCCCACCUUUGGGUUCCUGUUGGACAUCGAUGGGGUGCUGGUUCGGGGCCACAGCAUCAUCCCUGCUGCGCGGGAGGCUUUCCGCAGGCUGGUGAGCCCCCAGGGGCAGCUGCGGGUGCCCGUGGUCUUUGUCACCAACGCGGGGAACAUGCUGCAGCACAGCCGAGCCCGGGAGCUGUCGGCCCUUCUGGGCUUCCAGGUGGAGCCCGACCAGGUCAUCCUGGCCCACAGCCCCAUGAAGCUCUUCUCACAGCACCAUGAGAGACGGCUGCUGGUGUCUGGACAGGGGCCCCUGGUGGAAAAUGCCCGAGCCCUGGGCUUCAAGCACGUGGUCACUGUGGACGAGCUGCGGGCAGCUUUCCCUGUGCUGGACAUGGUGGACCUCGAGCGGCGGCCGAAGACUACGCCCCUUCCAAGGAACGACUUCCCUGCCAUUGAAGGGGUGCUCCUCCUUGGGGAGCCGGUGCGCUGGGAGACGAGCCUGCAGCUGAUCAUGGACGUACUUCUCAGUGACGGGAACCCUGGCACCAGUCUGGCCUCGGCCCCGUAUCCCCACCUCCCUGUCCUGGCCAGCAACGUGGACCUCCUCUGGAUGGCUGAAGCCAAGAUGCCCAGGUUUGGCCAUGGCACCUUCCUGCUGUGCCUGGAAGCCAUUUACCGGAAGGUGACGGGCAGAGAGCUGAGGUACGAGGGCCUGACGGGCAAGCCCAGCAUCCUCACCUACCGGUACGCAGAGGACCUGCUCCGGCGGCAGGCGGCGCGGCGGGGCUGGGCGGCCCCCAUCCGGAACCUCUACGCCGUGGGUUCUAUCUGGAAUGUGAAAGUUCCAUGGGAGAAGGAUUGUGGGCAAGCGGUGUGGGUGACCUUGAGGCUGAGAGAACGGUGGCAUCUCACCCCUGUAAGCUGCUGACAUCUCUCCCACCUCUGCCGCCGGCCCCAGCCCACCCCAGUCGGGGCUGCGAGGCCGCGUUGGAAGAACGAGUCAGGCCCAGGCCCGCCGUCGACGUCCGGCUUCCUGAUGUGUGUGUUGGGGCAGCUGUUCCUUCCGUGAGUCCAGGAAGUAUGUUUCUCACCCCCUCCAGCAGCCACCCAGUCCCAUGCUUCCAGGUUGGUCUGUCACCUACCAUCCCGGUCAGUUAUUGUCCCCGUCCUGAUCCAGCUGACACACGCUGGUCACUCCCUCUCUCCUUGAAACACUCUUCACUGGGCUACACCCCCAACAACAGCAGGUUUUGGGGGAGAGGGAGCUAAGGAGACCAAGACGGAGCGAACGUGCUUCCUGAAGGAGGGAGAGCUGUGCUGACUCCCUGAGCACCAGAGCUCGACCACGUCCACACAGCCAGCCCUCCGCCCCCAGCACCCUGAGACCCGGGCCCUGCAACCUGCCCUUCAGACAGCCUUGCCCGCAGAAUAACCCGGGCGGGGGCCACGCCGUCGAGCCUGUGCCGCUCGGAGUCAGAUCAGAUCUGCUGUCCGAUCAGGGCCCUCCUGGGACUUCCUCACCGAAGCACAGGUGCCCUGCAUCCCAUCCCGGUCCCCCCCACCGCCCUGCCCCACUGUCUCACUCCAGCCUCACCCUGGCGGUUCCCUUGGGGCACCAUCCUCCUCAAGGACCUGGGAUCCUUGCCUCAGAGGCUCCCUCGACCUCUUGUGAAAAGCAGCACUCUGUCCACGUGUCCGUCGUUUUCUCCACGGCCCUCACAUCCCGUGACCUGUAUUUCCUUCUCGUUCUACGUCUUCUACUAAAACACAAGCUCUGUGGGCUUGGUCCGCAUUGGUCCCUCUCGUGUCCCCACACCCACGUGCCUGGCACUUGGCAGGACUGUGGACCCUGCACGUCCUCCCACAGGGUCCCAUGGGCAGAUGUGGCUCCUCUCCUUCCCUGUCCUUGGUGGGCUGGGCCCACCUCCCUUCUCACAGCCAUGUGGCCUGGGGCAGCCUGCCACCCCCCCGGCUCCUCGUGUGGACUGGCGUUGGCCACAUGGAUCUCAUGAACAGGCCAUUUUAGGUAUGGCGUGUCAUUUAGGAUUUUGUUCAGCUGCCUGUUACAGAAGGCUGAGUGCGGUGGCGCGAGCACUUUCUAAGCAUCAGGAUGUUCAGAGCCGGCAUCUCGGGCGUCAUGAGGACGCUGCUCCCCUGUCCUGGCGCGUGGGCUUUUCCUGCAGCUCGGCCCCGCGCACGUCCACAGGGAGAGGGCGAGGGCGAGGCCGGCGGCACUGGACGCCCCUUAGAGAACUUUCCUGGGAGGUCCACCUCGCUGGGGAAGUCCUGACCUGUCCGAUGGCCGCGGUUGGGUCAUGGAGGUGGGGUGGGGGCACCUUGUUGCUCUGGCAAAAUCAGGGCGUGUUUGUGAGGAAGGUGAGUGGAACAGACGUCAGGCCCCCAGGACCUGAGCACUGAGCUUGGUCUCUGUCCAAGUGCCCCCAGGACGCGUCCGACAGGCACCUGGGCUGCUGGGUUGGGGAGCCUGAGUUUCCAGGGCACUUUAGGAGGAACAGCAUUGGUCCAUGCCUCAUCAGAGGCCCUCAGGAGGGACACAGUUCUCACCUGCCCUAUCUUACAAGUGAGGGCGCCAGGGCCCACCUUCCUUCUCAUCUCAGAGACACCAACUGAAGACCCAUUGGCGCCCAGUUCCCCUGCAGCCCCCAGCCAUCAGCAGCCAUGCCUGCCCCCAUGGAGUUCGCCUGUUGGUGACCAUGGGUCCAGGGUCAGUUAGGAAGUGGAGGGGCUGGGCCGAUGGCCAGGCCGAUGGCCAGGCCUCCUGCUCAGCCAUGUUCUCCUGGGACGCGCCCUAGGGACCCCACUGCCCUUCCUCCAAGCACGGCUUCAGCCCAGGUGAGCCCUGCGUGGGCCCAGGAGGCCGAGUGUGCCAGGCGGAGUGACAGUGAAGGGAGGAGUGGGAGGGAGGGGUGUGCCAGAGCUCCAGGCUGAAGUGACAGGGGUGGGGACAGCGUCUGCCUCCGGCUCUGCCCCCACCUGGCAGUCACUCUCUUGGCGGCCCUUUGUCUCCUUUCUCACUCGUUGGUUUCCUGGACGUGGCAGGAGCCAUCCCGGACGGGGCUGGAAAGCAGGUGCAGGGCCGAGGGCAGGACCAGGCUCUUCCUCAGGGGCUUUGUCUGGACCCUGGACCACACAGCCCACCACCAGCUGCCUCAUGGCUCAGCCCUGACUGAGUGAAAAUGUUGCCUUUUGUGUUUUGAUGGAGCCAAGUGAAUACAAACAAGACUUUGUGAGUCACUCUGAAUAGGAAGUAAGCCCGCGACUGGCCUGGGACAGGACUGAACCGUCAGGUGUUCCCUUGGGUCUUGAGUCCUCACCCCACACAGGGCAGUUCCUCCGUGUUCCCCGUGGUGGGGGAGGCUUCUGGCCUCCUGAGGACGCCUCUGGGCUGAGGCGGGAGGGGAGCAGGCGGGGAGCAGGACUCCCAGCGGAGCUGGGGUUGCCGUAGCAACAGGAUGCUGCCCUGAGAGCGGAAUUUUAAAAUAGCUCAGCUGGAAGAGCUUUACCCCACUCUCUCUGUCGCCUCCCUGGUGCUGAGCGCGUGCGCGAGGCCGGCGUGCGGGACGCCUGCUCUCUGCCUGGGCUCCUGGCAGCUUCUCCGGGGGUGGAGGGGGAGGGCUGUCUCCGGCUGUGAACUGCUGCGGCUGUCAGGGCUCAACUUCUGCUUCCCGCCGCCUCCAGCUCUUGGUUCCAAAAGCCUUCUGUCAUUUUCUCUUUUUUGGGAGGCAGAGAAGAGGGGUCUCGCUUGAAACUCCCCCACUCCUCCCGCUGUGGCCCGCGCUCCUGCCAGGACAGCCUAAGCAGUCCCGGACGGCUCUUGGCCGGGGGGGGGGGCCCUUCUUGUCUGCUUUCCCCUUUGCUCUUUCUAACGUCCUGCUUUGGCUUCACUGACUCCCCCAGCAAAUGCCCGCUGGGCCUCCACGAGGCCCCAGGGUGUGGAAUGAAAACCUGCCUCGUCUUGGAGGACGUCGUCCCUGACUUGGCCCUGGACUUGGCCCUGUCAGACUUAAGACAUUUUUGUAAGGUUACGGGAAUGAAGACAGUGCUCUGCUGGCAGAGGGAAGGGCACACGCCAAUGGGACAAAGCAGCACAGAGAAACAUGGCACACGCGUGAAAAUACGGCUGCACGGAACGCACGUGUAUUGCUGGCUCCUGCUCCUGCUCCUGCUAGGGGCUGCUCCUGGCUUCUUCCCCUCCAGGUGGUGACUCUGGGGUCCAGGCACCUUCCAUCUGUGAUGCUGUCACCUUGAACACAUGGUCCCCAAGGUCACAGUGGAAGAGGGAGGGGGAGGGAUGACCAUGGAGGGAGUCAGGCGAGACCUGGCCUGGAUGUCAGCGCCCUGUCCCUGUCCCCUGGCCAGGCCCGCAUCCAGUGCCACUCCCAACAGGAUGGAAAUGUCUUCCUCUGUCCCUGGGGAAAGGAAACCGGGUCAGUCGGCAGCAUCCAGCCUGUCCCUGCUGCCAUACCACUGUUCACUAGGACAAAGGAAAUCUGAUUUGCUUAGUUUUAUUUAAAUUCAUGAAUAAUAUUGAAAUUUAUUUCUGUAUGUUUGUUGAGUUGACCAUGAAUGUUUUUCUCCUGUAAUCUGUUCAUUUGGUAAACUGCAUUUAUAGAUUUUUCUUUUUCCGUCUUUAACUCUGCCUUUCAUUUCUGAUAUAAAACCUAGCUGGUUUUGCUGUAUGUUGCUGUCACUAUGAGCUGGAAUUUUGUUUAGGAGUUUUUUGUCUGUGUUCAUAAAUGAGACUGGCCUAUAUAUUUAAGCUUUUUUCUACUGCCUUUGUCUGGUUUUGAUAUCAGUUCUGUGAGCCUUGUAAAUAAAUGGAGGCACAUUCUGUCUUUUCCAA